This is a messenger RNA of Scutellospora calospora, 474 nucleotides long. The record is from the annotation of a GenBank genome assembly. Lineage: Eukaryota; Fungi; Glomeromycota; Glomeromycetes; Diversisporales; Gigasporaceae.
ACCCGUGAUUCAUAUCACGUUGUUACCCCAUCCUUCAGGCGGAGCGUCUACGGCGGAGCGUCUACAGGCACGUACAAUCACAUGAAUAUUAGCGAGAUUGAUGCCGUUUGGGCCACAAAACCUCCAAAGGUAGAGUUCGCAAUUUGUGAAGUUAAUCACAAUGCAAUUGUAUACGAAAUGACCGUACCGUAUCGAGAAUUAUACUUAUUUAGAGAAGUAAUACGAACAGAAUUACCAACAAGUCAAGUUAAUUUAGCGCAGAUGCGUCAAUGCAUCCCGAAAUUCCUUUUAUUUAAAGAAAUGCUUUGUAAAGGUUUAAGUGAACUACGUGAAUAUAUUAUGGAAGCUGGCUUACGUACACCACCUGAAAAAAUUAAAGCAUCUCUAUUUGUUACAGAAAUGACGUAUACGCCCCCAUCAAAAAAGGAUAAUAAUAAAAAAGAAAUAGGCAAGAGAGGAGGGGGAAAAAAGUAG